Molecule: messenger RNA, 1149 nt
Organism: Styela clava
Lineage: Eukaryota; Metazoa; Chordata; Ascidiacea; Stolidobranchia; Styelidae
Source: RefSeq, a predicted model, not a curated record
AAAUUAAACAUUCAAUUAGCCAGGUAAAAUUCAUGUAUAAUUUAGGAGCUUGUCUUCUUCUUUGCUUUUACUUUUCGUGUGGUAAUGUUCCAACAAAGCGGCAUGAAGAAUAUUAUAAGACAAUUUCGGUGAAAAGUUCCACCAUGAGUUACAUUGAUACAGGUGGUGAUUUUGAAAAUACGGUUGUCUUUUUGCAUGGAAAUCCGGCGUCAUCUUACCUAUGGAGAAACAUAUACCCAAAGAUUUCUUACAUCGCCCGCUGUCUUGCUCCUGAUUUAAUUGGAAUGGGUCGUUCUGAUAAAGUCGAGGAUCUCAUGUAUACGUUUGAUGAUCAUUUCCAGUAUCUUUCUGAGUGGAUGAACAAGGUUGUGAAAACUAAAAAAGUGACACUAGUGCUCCAUGACUGGGGAUCAGGGCUUGGCUUUCAUUGGGCAAACUUACAUCGUGACAGAGUUCAAUCUAUUAUACACUUUGAGAGUGUGACCGGCCCAAUUGUUUGGGGAGAUUACAACGAAAAUGCAAGACGUCUUCUACAAACAUUCAGAGGACCGCAAGGUGCGAUUGUAGCUCUUCAAAAUGAUUUACUUGUCGAGAGUAUAAUGACUGGCGGUGUAUUGAGAAAACUCACAGAAGAAGAAAUUGCAGAGUAUAACAAACCUUUCAUAAACCCCGGAGAAGACAGGAGACCUCUGUUAGCUUGGCCAAAACAACUCCCAAUUAGAGGCGAAGGUCCAAACAAUACACUUGCAUACGCCUAUUCAUAUCCGAAGUGGCUUUCAACAAGCUCCUACCUUCCAAAGCUACGCAUUCUUGCUAAACCGGGAGGCUUGUCGUCAAUCGUGGAAAAACAAUCUGAAGACUGGCCGAAUCAGAUGACGGUUACUGUAAAAGGACUUCACUUUAUCCAAGAAGAUUCGCCUGAAGAAAUUAGCGACGCUAUCUACUGCUUUUUGAAUCUUAAAGUGUUCAGUGAACGCUUGUCCUAAAUGAUCAGAAAUAACUGUUUAGUCAGUGAAUGGUGAUAAUCGCGUACGCAGUUUCUCACAGCGCAGUUGUUUGACUUACUGUAAAAUAUUGUACAGCAUUAACUUUUACCUUUUGAUUGAUAUACAAUAUUGUGCUACUCGAGUAAAUGAAAUUGAGAUGCUU